AUAUGCACUUUAUAUAGCACUUGAGACUUAUGUAGAGCUUCAGUGUGCACUGGACGUUCCACAGAAAAGACGUGGUUUUCGCCUAUAGAUUUAAACCCAAAAUCAACAUGUUUUGGAAAGCGAUUCUUAUCACUACGCUUGCGAUGGGUGCGCUUGCCGAGUACCAAGUCACUGAGGACCAGAAGAAGCAGUACACGGAUAUGCUCAAACAAUACUGCAAGAAGAAUGGUGCUGAAGACAAAGUAGAUGAAGUAAAGACCUCAAUAACCAACUUUGCGGACUGCAUGAAGGCUAUUAUCGAUGCUGACACUUUGAAGAAGGAGAUCGAGGAUGCUAAGCCCAAAGGUGCACUUGAUGAAGUAUUCAAGAAGUACUGCGCCAAAUCGCCACAGUUGAAGACUUGCAUCCACACCCUGAUGACUGGCGUGACCCCCUGCCUGGACACCACCGCCCGCGAUAACAUUGGAUUCGCCAACAACGCAACGGACCAGCUCAUCGACUUCGUGUGCUACAAGGACGGCGAUAGGAUAGCUCUGUUCAUUGCGGAACAAGGUCCCGAGUGCUUCCAGGAGAAAGCCAGCAACAUCCGCGAGUGCGCCACCGCCAUCAGGGAGGGAAUCAAUUCCGUCGACGACGCCAAGAAACUCACUCAAGCCGAGCAAUGCGCCAAAUUCGACGAGUUGACGGCAUGUAUAGUGAAGGCCCUUGAGGAGUGCUCCACUCCGACGCCUGGCAACAUGGCCGAAUCACUGUUCCGAUUCGUACGCCGCAGUAGCCCGUGUCCUAAGAAGGAGGAAUGAUUCGCGUCAAUCUAUCAUUACUAAGUGGAUGAGUUGAUUAAAAAGUGCCAUUUACUAAUUUUAUGUACCUAUCUAUUACUAUUAAAGAGUUAAAAUUCUAA
This is a messenger RNA of Maniola jurtina (meadow brown), 901 nucleotides long. It is a transcript of the gene p27K, whose product is annotated as 27 kDa hemolymph protein-like. Lineage: Eukaryota; Metazoa; Arthropoda; Insecta; Lepidoptera; Nymphalidae. The coding region runs from base 108 to 800 and encodes 230 amino acids. The transcript has 7 exons. The record is from RefSeq and is a predicted model, not a curated record.